This is a messenger RNA of Hippoglossus stenolepis (Pacific halibut), 1627 nucleotides long. It is a transcript of the gene glipr2l, whose product is annotated as GLI pathogenesis-related 2, like. The coding region runs from base 383 to 856 and encodes 157 amino acids. The record is from RefSeq and is a predicted model, not a curated record. Lineage: Eukaryota; Metazoa; Chordata; Actinopteri; Pleuronectiformes; Pleuronectidae. Gene Ontology annotation, cellular component: extracellular region. The transcript is spliced from 5 exons.
ACAAAGUUUGAGGAACUACAUGUUGCCUAGCGAUCACUACAUUCAGAUAAAUAGCUGAGGGGAUUUUUUUUUUUUUACUUUGCACAAACUGCUGUGGCUUCCACGUGGAUUUAAAGGAUCUGGAGAAAAGGCCCAACAGAAAGAGCAUUCAGCAGCUGUUUCAGAGCAUCAGUGUGACACAGACAGAGAGAGGGAGCAACCAGCAGAGGGAGAAGCAAAGAGACAAAGAGAGGGGAAGAGAGAGAGAGAGAGAGAGAGAGAGAGAGAGAGAGAGAGAGAGAGAGAGAGAGAGAGAGAGAGAGAGAGAGAACAAGACAGAGGAGAAGCUGCUUUUGUUCAAACUUGUCACUGAUCACACUGAAGGACUUCCUGUGUCAGCACCAUGGGAAAGUCAGCCUCCAAGCAGUUUGCAGGGGAGCUUCUGCAGUGCCACAACGAGUACAGGAACAAGCACCAGGCUCCUCCGCUGAAGAUGAGCUCGAAGUUGAGCAGAGAGGCUGCCCGUUAUGCUGAAAGUCUGGCGAGCACACGGAUCCUGAAGCACAGCGUGGAGUCCAGCAGAGGGAGUUGUGGAGAGAACCUGGCGUGGGCAUCCUAUGACCAAUCAGGGAAGGAUGUGACAGAUCGCUGGUAUGAUGAAGUGAAACAGUACACUUUCAGCCGUCCUGGAUUCUCCUCUGGAACAGGUCAUUUCACAGCAAUGGUGUGGAAGAACACUAAAAAGCUGGGUGUGGGUAAGUCCACUGCAUCCGACGGUUCUUCCUUCGUGGUGGCGAGAUACUUCCCAGCUGGGAACAUCACAAACCAGGGACACUUUGAAAACAACGUUCUCCCGGCUAAAACCGCCACUUCAUAAAGAUGACGAGAUCCCAAAGACUUGACUCAAACCCAGAGGGAUUUAUUCCUUCCUCCAGGAGUGACGUUAUCUGCCUGCACUGCUGUGGAGAAGACUCAGGAGGGCAAUGGUUGUUGCCUAGUAGAUAAACGACACACUCGAUACUACAAUCGCCUGAAGAUUCUAAAAGUAGUAGUACAAAAGUACAUGUGUAAGAGGCAGUGUUUGACAUUAUUAACAACACGUGUAGUGACCGGGUGGACUGUAUAAUCUUGAUGGGCAUUUACACUGCAUGAGACAGUAUUUCCUUCAUAAAUUGUAGUACUUUAAUAUAUUUCCCACAGUUAAAAACCUCACGGCCUCACAUCUGAAUCUGUGUAAGAAUGGGGACUAAUUCAGUGGAAAUGCAGGGAACUCACAUUUCCAUUUAGCUGAUUACUCAACAGGCUCGGUUUGUAUUUGUGGUGCAGUUACUUGUCAAAACAAAACCCUGCUCAUCCAGGAUGUGUGUUUCCUUCUUUACUCUAAUCCGAUUUUUUUUAAUAAAGUUUAUAGAUUGCCAGAAAUCAGUUUGGCAUCUGUCUAUGGAUGCUAGUGUUAGAGUUUAUGUGUUAGAGUUUCAUUUCAUACAUUUCUCCGUGUUUGCAGGCAAAGUAUAACCCUUCCAUUGAGAAUGACUGAAAAGGAACAUUUUAGACAACGUUAAACACUGAGUAAUGAGCAUGUUUUUCCAAAAUUGGUACUAAACGUCUGAAUAAUUGUGCGAGAGACAUAAAUCUUCUGAGUCUAAAA